Molecule: messenger RNA, 750 nt
Organism: Recurvomyces mirabilis
Lineage: Eukaryota; Fungi; Ascomycota; Dothideomycetes; Mycosphaerellales; Teratosphaeriaceae
Exons: 1
Coding region: 1-750 (249 amino acids)
Source: RefSeq, a predicted model, not a curated record
AUGAGCACACACAAACGCCUCUCCUUCGACGUCACAGUCAACGCAGCAGGUGAACGCAUGGCACUCCAGAUCGCAGACGCAGGCAACAUCAAAGCCGACAACCUCACCCUGUCCACUUGGGGCUCAGCUGAAAUCUUGGCUAACGUCCUGCAUCGCCUCGACCCACCAGAUCUCUCUGGCUGUGGCACAUUGUCAAGUACCCACCAUGUCCUCGAACUGGGCGCAGGCACGGGACUCGUGGGCAUGAGUGCUGGUGCAAUCUGGAAGACCAAUGCUUGCCUCACCGAUCUGGAUCCUAUUUUACCUAACAUCCAAGCCAACAUAAACCUGAACAAGGCUCUGCUGGCGAAGUACGGCGGCUCAGCAUGCUGUGGUCUCCUGGAUUGGGCUCGUCCACGAGAAUCCAUCGUUCCGUUCGUACCAUACGAUAACGAAGUCUUCCCCUCUGUUCGCGCCCGCGUCAUCCUGGCAGCGGACACCGUCUAUAGUGAAGAACAUCCCGAGCUGCUCACUGGUGUUCUCGUGGCGCGACUGGAAAGGUCACAGAAAGCAAGGUUUAUCAUGUGCUACCCGUUGCGCAUAGGCUAUCUGGAUCACAUCCGAGAUUUGUGGGAGAGGUUGGAGGGCGCGGGCCUGGUGUCUGUGCAGGAAGGGAGGGAAGAGUUGGGCAAGGAGUGGGAUGAGGAUGUGCCUUAUGAGUGGAGUGUCUGGAAGUGGGGUAGUGAGGUACUGGGAAGGGGGGCUGGCUGA